Molecule: messenger RNA, 1017 nt
Organism: Penicilliopsis zonata CBS 506.65
Lineage: Eukaryota; Fungi; Ascomycota; Eurotiomycetes; Eurotiales; Aspergillaceae
Exons: 3
Coding region: 1-1017 (338 amino acids)
Source: RefSeq, a predicted model, not a curated record
AUGGUUACCGUCGAGCAGAUGCCCAUCUAUACCCAGAAUGACCCCAAACCAAAAGGAAAGAUACCCGCAGUCGAGAAAAUCGAAGCAGACAUGCGAGACAAGAUCCGAAACAUAGACGAACUCAACUCGGACUUUCUCUCCCCCCAUGAGAUGAACAUCCCCUGGUUCAGCCAUAUCUCUGCCUCUCGCCAGUCCAAGUACUGGAAAAAUGCACAGGAAACCACCGAGGCCUUUCUCCAAGCAAUGUAUACUCACAGCAAAGCAGAACUGCCCAUAGAGCUGGACCGGGAGGACAAAGUCCCCUCGGAAAUCCGGAAAGCGAAAGAGAAGGAGAUUAUCGAGACGGCAGUCAGAUCUGCGGCGACGAUGUUGCCGACUGCCAGUCCUGAGCGGGCUGUACUGCUUGCGCAGUCUAUGCUGCUUAUGGAGUCACCAUCCCCCCUGGAUUUAUAUGCCCGGAAUGUCCUGCAGGAAGACAGCGUUAUAGGAAAGGAACAUUUGGAAUCAACGCUUGCCUGGCUUCAACACACCCAGCGCCACCGCAAAAACCCCGUCACUUCGUUCGACUCGCUUAGGUCGUAUCUCAAUUUCCGUUCCGAGGAUAUAGGCAUGGAAUUCGUGCUCUCCAUGAUAUCGUUCGCCUGCGGUGUUCAUCUCAGCUUCAUCGAGAGAGCGCAGCUCGGCAAGGUCAUUGUCCUCUGCUCCGACCAUCUGUCGCUAGUCAACGACGUCUACUCCUUUGACAAGGAGUACCGCGCCUUCCGGGAGGCAGGGUUCGAUCUCAUCAACGCCGUGCAGAUCAUUCGCUCCUUGUUAUCCGUCGAUAUUCCCCGAGCAAAGCAGGUGGCUGUCAACACCAUUCAGGACAUCGAGGUCGAGAUCCAUGCCGAAGUGAAGCGGCUGGAGGACUCGAGCAUCCUGACUCGCUCGCAGCAGGUGUUUUUGGAUAUGUUGAUCUGUUGCAUUGCUGGGCAUACUUUUUACUCGGCGACGGCAAUUCGCUUCAGACCUGUCUGA